Messenger RNA from Caenorhabditis remanei, 609 nucleotides. RefSeq lists its product as uncharacterized. The transcript is spliced from 3 exons. The record is from RefSeq and is a predicted model, not a curated record. Lineage: Eukaryota; Metazoa; Nematoda; Chromadorea; Rhabditida; Rhabditidae. Bases 1 to 609 code for a protein of 202 amino acids.
AUGGCCCAGAAAUUUGACUUCGGCUUAUCGUCUGCAGUCAAUGUUUCCCAUCGCUUUCAAAACCCCAAUCAUCUCCGAGAAAUUCUCAAAUGGAACUUGGACUCGUUGGUUUUGAAUCAGCAUCCGUACAAACCAUUCAAGACAUUUUCUCUUAAUGAUUUGUUGGUUACAAACGCUAACGCAUUGGAACUUCAUGACGUGACACUCUACGUCAGAGACCUGAACCGCUUCUUCAAGUUGUGGAUGAAGAAAAUGUUUAAUCCUCGACUGGAAUAUUUGCACGUGAGAACAUCCGACGGCAAUGUCAACAAGGAUAUCCUUCUAGAAGGGCUCAACGCUGUUCAAGUUUCUCAUGAGACAAAAAGAACAUUCCGGGUUUUGGGAAACGUAAAACAACAGUAUUCGUGGGAGAAGAUUGCCGCCGAAUUUGAUAUAACAAGAGCCGACGGAAGAACAGCAACAAUCAGAUUUGGAGAAUCCCAUAGAAUGGAAUCUAUUUACUUCUACGUUUGGCCAGGAUCUACUAAUGAUCAAUCUCUUCUCGUUUCUCUAUUCAUGUCUGAAUCCAGCAUCGCCUCGUUUUGUUCUGUCUCGUUUUGUCCAGCCUAA